UCAAGAACGUACGGAGAGGUGGACUGUAACCAGCUAUUUUGUUGCAAUAGAAUGAAACUUGGAGUUCGGAACAAUAAAGUUUUACCAGACGUGGUUAAACUUGGGGGUCGCUAUGUUCGCUGUUCUACUACCUCCUUUUUCACCCAUUAAGACCUUCGUAAAAGCCAUUUUAUCCGCUCAGACAGGUGUAGGUCGUACCGAAUCUGCUCAUUACAUUUUUUAUCCUUUGCGACGCGACGAGUAACUCGGCUUGUCAUUAUUUUAACGAAUUUCUCGACGACAAAUAGCUCUCUUUUUUCCAUCUGGGUGGUGAUACGGUACGCGAACAAUUACUGCACGAAAAGUGGAAGCGAUGAAUUUGAAAACCGACACUCCGAAAACGCGCCAAAAUUUAUUAGAUAUAACGGGUGAAAUGUGUAACACAUCGCUAACAGGGUAAUACGGGCAUCGGAAAAAGGGUUCCAAGUUCAAGAGACCACCCUCGAAAUCGCGAGUAACACGAGAAGGUUUUCGAUCAUCAAACUUGUAGUUUUUUUUCUCCCUUUCUCCGUAUUAGUAUCAUAUAGCUGAGCUCGCCAGAAACCCGAAUCAAAAUCAGUGUGGUGAACGUAGUAGUUACCGCUGCGAAAUAACGGGGAGAUUUCAACACGGGUUUUUGCAUUAAGCGAAAGGUCGCGACGCGCCGAACGAUGUGUUGGUAUCAGCAACUUAUGUGGGUACAGUUGAAGCACACCCCCCCGCCCAGAACGAGGUGCCCACUCGAAGAUUUUUAGGCGACAAAGGGUUGCCGUUAGAUCUUAUUUGAUACCCCACGAACGCGAACGGAGUGCCCGUGCGGAGAGCGUGUUGAUUAGCAAAAUGAGAUAUCGACUCAACGGACGAUGCUAAUUUUAAAACACGCGGCAACGAUGCGAUUUUUGUGCCAUGAAAAACGUCUAGUGUAACGGUCGAAUAAUUCUACGUAUUGAGCCACAAGCAAAAUUAUCAUCAGACUAUCGUCGUCACUUGAAAAAGAUGAAAAAUUCCAUGCCGAUAUUAAAUUAUAUUCAAACUGCAGCUGGUGUACUUCAGAUAAUUUUCUUACGACUUUUGGAAAUGAGAUUCAGUCCUGAGAAUGGUCAAUGGUCAGCUCGGAAUCGGUGAUCCCGUUCAUGCUUUCUAAAACGCUUCCUGACAGCUUUGUAUAGCUUUAUUCGAAACGGGGGGGUGUUUCAAUUCGUCGGGUCUUUUGGGCUUUAUUCACCCUACACCGAACGGAGUAGAUUCAUUGAUUAUUUUUUCCUGUACAUGUACAUCAAUCAUCGCCUUCGGAAAAUUCCUCGAAGACGAGUCGUAUUUAUAACUUAUCCCUCGCAUCUCAGAAAUCCUGUGUGCUUCGGUACAGUAAAAAAAGCAGAACAACAUCGCUAGACGUUGCAAUGUAUAAAAAUAUCCGGUCGGAUCAGCGACGACGAGUCCUAUGCCAAACAAGAGGCGUUCACCGUAUAUUAGGCAACGUACGUAACUAAUAAUAUACCUGAUCGAAUUUAUCUCCGACGAACGUAUCGGCGGAAUAGCUACCAUCGUACGUAACGUUGUAUAAAAUGGCAUCGCCGCAGAGAUAUGAAACACGCUAUGUAUAGCGUAUACCCCGCAGGUAUACGUAGCACAUUAUGAAUAUGUAUACAUAUAUAUAUACGGGGUGAAGUUAGGUGCCCGUAUACGGAUCGUUGGAAUGUGCGACUGGCUUAUCGCCGCGUACAACGGAACCGCUCCGCUUCAUCGCAGCUAACAAGCUAUAUUUGCUUUCAUCCCUUGCAGCAUGUGAUACCGCAAGGAUUUUCAUAGCGCGUAUUAUUUACCUGGGCGGAAGCGCGUGUGGUAUUCGCCUUUCACCGAAUCAACUGCUUGCGAAACUUUGUUAAAAUGAUCGGAUGGCUCCCGCUUUCAUGAUUGAUAAUGCGACCGAUCGUCAGUUUAAUUAAUUUGCCCAUUCCACACUAUCGCAGCCGCACGCUACCGCGCAUCGUAUACUUGAUCAAAGCGCGUGCAACAAAAGUCCUUUCUGUACUCGGAUUUUAUUUUCAACGUUGAUUUCCACCGCGCAAAACCUCGAGAAGAUUGCAGGGCAUAGCGGGCGUUCCAAUAUCUGAUUAAUCGACGAAGUUAAUCGAUCAGGUGUAAGUGUAUUCAUAUUAUUUCCGUUCGUUUUCCUCCGAGCUGAAUUAGUCCUACAUUCGACUCCGGUAUAGGACUCCUGGCUCUUUAGGAUUCUUUUUUUGUUCGGUGAUAUGGAAGUCCGCGAAUAGUUGCCCGUUGUAUGGAAUGUAAACUGGAUGAUAUACUUCGCGAAACGCAAGAGGUGUACGAAACGAAUUCAGCCACGGUUGAAUACCACCCCCCCCCGCUGGAAACCUGGUUUGCUUCAAUUCCAUAGCAACCAGCGCUUCGCGAUACCGGAAAUCCUUUCGAACGGGAUGGCUGUAAAACCGCAACGGCAGUGGCCCCGGCAAGAACCCAAACCGAAUUUCAUUCAUCGAUAAACCCCGGUAGGAAACUCCGACGGGAUGGUCGGACGUACGUUUCAUCCCGUGAUGAAUGCAAACUUUGAAAAUAUGUAAUACCGACUCGAUACCGCUACUUAUCCUCUCCGACAUCAAUUCGAAUUACGCAAAUUUUGCAAUUGAUCGUUCGUAUAAUCAUGAGUUACAGCCCGCCAGUCAUUUUUCACCUCCCGGCCGUUUUACCUGCGCGUAAUUUAUGGUAGUCAUCAUGUUCUCUCGUCACUGCGAUCAUAAACAUGUUUUUCAGUUUAUAAUUUUUAUGUUCAGCUGUAACUUGUACGGUAGAAAAAUUUCAAACUUGAAUUUUACACCACCUGUUCGGCUGAUCUUUGACGAUGAACUUCGAUUCGCAAUAACAGCCUGUUUUCGCUGCAGCACCGGUAACAACCGGUUUUUCCAAUCACGAUUAGAAAUUAGUCGAUCUUUUGUCAGCUAAACCCGGAAAAGCAGGUUUGUCCGCGCGCCGGUUAUCCGUAUGUAAAACGAUGACUUUGACCUACGACUCCCGCAAAGCAUCCACUCGAGUCGUAAAAUCUAUGCUUCUUAUUUCCUGCGUAGUCAGUCAAUCUUUCAGAUUCCGGAUUUUCAGAAUGUUUCAAACACCGGGCAAAGCUGUACGUCCGACGUCCAACGGCCAAAAAAAAUCGGCAUAGACGUGAUUGUUCGACGAGACAAUCAUGGGAAAGUGUAACUUCAGAGUAUGGAGUGUCUUUAGGAAUCAAGUGAUCGCCACCGUAACAGCCACUCUCUCCGUACUGGCCGGGGGAAUUCAUACGGGAUGGACGUCGCCGUCUCUUCCGAAAUUGCUGGCGGAUGAUUCCGAUCUUCCGGUGACUUCGGAUCAGUGUUCUUGGAUCGCCAGUAUAAAUGCGGUGUCGAAUAUACCGGGUGCAUUUUUUGCCGGUGCGAUCGUCAACAGAUGGGGUAGAAAGUUCGCCCUUCUUUUGACCGCAUUUCCCUGCAUCGCUGCCUGGGUUUUAAUCAUGUCGGCGCAAAAUUACUUGUGGCUCUACGUCGCGAGGAUGCUUUCCGGCAUAGGUAACGGCAUGACGGGUACGAUUCUGCCGAUGUAUCUGGGAGAAAUAGCACAGGAUGAUGUGCGGGGUGCAUUUGGUCUCAUGAAUCAUUCGAUGAUGAGUCUGGGAAUGUUGAUAUCUUACUCAACCGGCCCUUGGGUGAGUCGCGCGCACUUAGCCGUCGUAGGAAUCGUAAUGUCAUCAAUUUUUGUGCUGACCUUCUUCUGGAUGCCGGAAACACCCCACUUUUUAGUGACGAAAGAGCCGGAGGACGCUAGAAAAAGUUUGGAAUGGCUACGUGGAAACAGCGACGUUGCCGAGGAGGUGAAAAAUAUCAAAAUAACGGUGGAAUUCGACAGGGAGAUCGCUUGUACAACGACCAGUGAUAUUCUUAGCGAACCCGGGAAUCGCAAGGCUCUCUCGAUUGCCACUGUGUUGAUGAUCGGCCAACAAGUGAGCGGAAUCGGUGCGGUUAACUCUUACUCUGGGAUAAUUUUAUCGAAAACAGGAUCUACCUUGGACGUGGGAUUUCUUAUAAUCAUCAUCGGAUUGGUGCAACUAAUGGGUGGUCUUCUGAGCAUGUUCACGGUGGACCACGCCGGACGCCGACCUGUUUUAUUGUUCUCCGUUUUCGGCAGUAUCGUAUUCCUCGUGGGAGAGGCUUUGUACUUCCAGCUGGAAGCGAGUGGAAUCGAUGUUCGUUCUUUGUCAUGGCUUCCGUCGACGAGUAUGGUCGGUUACAUGGUCAGUUAUUCGAUUGGUCUGGGAUCCCUCGCUUCCGUAGUGAUAUCUGAAAUAUUUUCGUACAAUAUCAAGGCGAUUGCCUCGAUUUGGGCGAUGGCGGUAUCUUCGGUAAGCGCCAUGACCGUAACUAAACUCUACCAAGUGAUCGCCGACGCUUACGGAAUUCACACGGCGUUUUGGGGGUUCGCCCUCGCUACGCUGUUCACUGGGAGUUUCUUGUACUUUUUUCUGCCCGAAACAAAGCAGAGAUCGUUGGGCGAGAUACAAGCGGAAUUGCGGGGUACGAAAAAAACCGACACGGUAGCGGACAACCCCUAGUUGGCGUUUACAUUGUACGAAUUUUUUUCUAAUACGAAUCUCGCAAAACUACGUGCUACAAAUCUGUGAUUUUUUUGAUUAUCUUAUAACAUGGUAAAAUGUACAUCAAUGUUCCGGAUAUAAUUUACCAAAACUAUUGUACUAAUCUAAUUGAUAAGAAGGAGAGACGUCGGAAACUGAUGAGAAAUAUAAGAAGAAUUAAAAAAAGAGCAAACGAAGAGAGAA
Messenger RNA from Athalia rosae (coleseed sawfly), 4846 nucleotides. RefSeq names its product facilitated trehalose transporter Tret1-like. NCBI's taxonomy places the organism in Eukaryota, Metazoa, Arthropoda, Insecta, Hymenoptera, Athaliidae. Gene Ontology annotation, cellular component: membrane. The record is from RefSeq and is a predicted model, not a curated record. Gene Ontology annotation, biological process: transmembrane transport. The transcript is spliced from 5 exons. The coding region runs from base 3221 to 4621 and encodes 466 amino acids. Gene Ontology annotation, molecular function: transmembrane transporter activity.